Molecule: messenger RNA, 293 nt
Organism: Staurois parvus
Lineage: Eukaryota; Metazoa; Chordata; Amphibia; Anura; Ranidae
Source: the annotation of a GenBank genome assembly
AUGUCAGUACCAAGAGCGGUAACCCCUGAGCUACACUCGGGCUUACCAUGCGGCGCUGCUCAGGGGGUCCCUGCAGCACUUACCUUGUCCUUCGCUCCCACGAUGUGUCCCCUGCAGCGUCCCCGGCCAUCUCCUCCGGCCGAUGCCGGCAUCCGGCUUCCCUGUGACGUCGGGACGUACGGGCCCUGGAACCGGCGGCAAAUUUGAAAUUUUUAAAAAAUGUCAUUUUUUUUUAAAUGAUUAUUACAUAUGCUUUGUCUGGCGCCCUGCCUGCAUUUUGACUGUUCUUUCUG